AUGAAGUUCUUAGAAAACCACAAUUUCGAUACUUUAUCGUCCAUACUCAGCGUUUUCGAAGAAGAUUGUCUCGAUGGAUCGAGAAUUGAUGCACGACUGGAAAGCUACAGCUGCAAACUGACGUCCGAGGACAAAAAACAGUUUGGACGAAGCAUACACAAAAAAGGCGUAGAUCCACAAGAGCUGACUGCACUUAGCCCGCCGUGCACAGGCGCAGUGACUCCGCCUUCUCGCGUCCGAACUUGGAGUCAAAGUUCCAACGAUGGUGUGCAAAUGGUCGGCGCCACUUCACGAAAGACACUCUGGUAUCUAAAAUCGACUCUCAAUCAUUCCUACGGUCUCGACUACGACUUUUCCACUACUGAAGCGGAUGACUUCGCGGUCGAGCCCAACUUCUUCUGGGUCAAGAAUUUCAUCGAUUCGACUCUUACUGCAGCACUUUCCUCUAAAUUCAAUAGCCACGUUCGACAGCAGCUUUGGGCAUCGAUCGAGGCAGAAAUCGUUCCUCAAGAAUGCGAGAUCUACUCUUACAACCCUGAUUCGUCGCCAGAAGAAGAGCCCACGAUUUGGUCCUUUCAAUUCUUCUUUUUCAACAAACGACUCAAGCGAAUCGUGUUUUUUAGCGCUCGCUCCGUAGCUGCCGCAUUCUGCGUUAUCGACGAUAACGCCAGUGAUGACGAGAGCUACGAGUACGCUUCUGUCGAGGUUUACUAA
Molecule: messenger RNA, 714 nt
Organism: Oikopleura dioica
Lineage: Eukaryota; Metazoa; Chordata; Appendicularia; Copelata; Oikopleuridae
Source: the annotation of a GenBank genome assembly